CGCAAGCUCAGGAGGCGACCAUGAGCAAGCUUCAGAGUGAGACGGUGCGUGAGGCUAUCAGGACCAUCACCAAGGAGUCGAACGAUAAGAAGAGAAAAUUUCGUGAGAGUGUGGAGCUGCAGAUUGGUUUGAAGCAGUAUGAUCCCCAGAAGGACAAGCGCUUCAGCGGAACUGUCAAGCUUCCCCGUAUUCCGCGCCCCAACAUGACCAUCUGCAUCUUGGGAGAUGCUCAGCACUGCGAGGAGGCUGAGAAGAACAGCAUCCCCAGCAUGGACGUGGAGGCCCUCAAGAAGCUCAACAAGAACAAGAAGCUGAUCAAGAAGCUCGCCAAGAAGUAUCAUGCUUUCCUUGCCUCUGAGGCCCUCAUCAAGCAGAUCCCCCGUCUCCUUGGACCAGGCUUGAACAAGGCAGGAAAGUUCCCCGGCUUGAUCACUCACCAGGAGAACAUGGUGAACAAGAUCAAUGAAGUGAAAUCAACCAUUAAAUUCCAGUUGAAGAAGGCUCUUUGCCUUGCUGUAGCUGUUGGACACGUCGAGAUGAACGAACAGGAGCUCUUUGCAAACAUCAACACCUCAGUCAACUUUUUGGUUUCUUUGUUGAAGAAGAACUGGCAGAAUGUGAAAUCUCUUAACAUCAAGACCACCAUGGGCAAGCCUCAGCGCGUUUACUAAGUAUCAGGCAGUAUGUCAGGCUCACAGUUGGUUCAGCUCCUCGUGGAAGAAUGUUUUCUGAUAUUGAGUAAUACGGGAAGGGACAAGGAGUGCAAACAACUUUGAGGAUGCGUUGUCUUACUCAUGUUGAUUGUUUUUCAAUGAAAUUCGAAACC
This is a messenger RNA of Guillardia theta CCMP2712, 826 nucleotides long. RefSeq names its product large subunit ribosomal protein L10Ae, cytoplasmic (gene RPL10Ae). The transcript is spliced from 3 exons. Bases 21 to 671 code for a protein of 216 amino acids. The record is from RefSeq and is a predicted model, not a curated record. Gene Ontology annotation, biological process: translation. NCBI's taxonomy places the organism in Eukaryota, Cryptophyceae, Pyrenomonadales, Geminigeraceae. Gene Ontology annotation, molecular function: RNA binding; structural constituent of ribosome. Gene Ontology annotation, cellular component: large ribosomal subunit.